Messenger RNA from Lucilia sericata (common green bottle fly), 3052 nucleotides. RefSeq lists its product as uncharacterized. Gene Ontology annotation, molecular function: protein binding. Lineage: Eukaryota; Metazoa; Arthropoda; Insecta; Diptera; Calliphoridae. The record is from RefSeq and is a predicted model, not a curated record. The transcript is spliced from 11 exons. The coding region runs from base 92 to 2866 and encodes 924 amino acids.
CAACCAUGAGCAUUUUUAGAUCCCGUUAUAUUUUACUAAAAUUUAGAUCUUUUCUGCAUAAUUAAUUUUAUUUGAUGGACAUUUUGUAAAGAUGCAUCGAAUGCCUCUUUUAAUACCUACCCCAUCCAUAUUGUGGGAUCGCAAUCUGCCGGAAUGGGUUUUAUUUGAAAGGACUCUAAACAAGCCUAACGUAGAGGAGACGAACGCUUUCCUUACAAUAUUGGACUCUGAAGCUGAUUUCUACAACAGCAGUUCAUAUAGAAUGGGAGAAGACAUGUUUUCUACAGCACAGCGUUAUCUGAAAGAUAAUAAUCCUGCAGCUUUGGCAGAGGCAAUGUUCUACAUUAACUACAUAAUAAUACGCACACCAAAGGAAUGUCCUGUUUUGCCAAGUGCUCUUAAAAUUCGAGGAAAUUUUAGUUAUCAUGAUUGUUUUUUUGAGCAAGCGUCUAAGGAUUAUGAAAUGUAUUUAGAAGUCUAUAAAGUGACUAAAACUCCGAACGAAGAUGUUUGUGAAGUGUAUGGUCAUCUAGUUGUGUGUAUGUACAUGAUGAGAAAACUUGUUAAAGCUAAAAAAUAUUUCAGAUCUUAUAAGAAAUAUAAAGCUAAAUUAUCACCAGAUAUUUUAAAAAAAUCAACUUUUGUGAAGAUUGAGAAUUACAUUAAACAGUUUGUAAACGAAAUCGAUGAUGUAGAAAAAGCUCCAAAAUUUUUAGAAAUCCAAUGUAAAGGGAUACCUUAUAAAGGAUUUACUUCCCAGCCUGAAAUAGCAGCUGCAUCAACAAUGUGCUAUUACAAUAAUGGAAUCUACGUCAAGGAUGAUAUUCCGAGAGCAUCUAUUCUAUUUGUAGAAGAUCCAAUUAUGCAGUCAUUGAAUAUUCCCAUUUUAGAUUGCGAAGUUUGUUAUAAACAAUCUCAAAAUCAAAUAUACUCUUGUCUAGAGUGUCGAUAUAAAACUUACUGUUCACUGCUUUGUUUGGAAAGGGAUAAAGCCGCUCACAGAGACGAAUGUAUCGGUUAUAAACAAUUAACUAUUCUUGUGCUGGACGCAAGUAGUAAUUUUCGUAUCUUUGUACGUAUUUCAAAUCUACUUUACGAACACAUUUUUAAUCCACAAAUGUUUCGCAAACUAAGAUCCGCUGAAGAGGUUUGGAAUAAAAUGCUCGAAUUGAUAAAGACUUUAGAAAUACCAGGCAAUAUUGAUUUGGAUUUGCUCCGAAUGAAACCAGGCUAUUUUGAUUUAUCGGAAAUGCAGUACUCGACCCUAGUGGCGACAUCAUUUCGUUUGACCUUGUUCAUUGAGAAAAAAACCGAUCUGAUUGAUAAGUACUACAAGAGGCUACAUAUUUCUAAUAAACAAAAAUUAAUUUUAAUUGGUUCGAUACUAAUGCGCAUACACUGCAAUAUUCUCUUAAACUCCUUUGAUUUUGAAAUAACCAAAACUGUAAACAACGAAAAAUCGAGAAACACGCUGCCUCUUAAUUUAAGUAUUAAAGAAAUAGAAGAAAUGGUAAAAACCAUUAAUAGACGCCAAUGUAGCAUCAUGGACGUUGACAAAUUCUAUGACAUUGAUUUCGACAAAGAUGUAAGACAACGAGCUGAACAAAUAAUUAAUUCAAAGAAAGACAGUAAAGAAAUGGGUGUAUCGCAUUUGACAGUCCUAAGGCACGUUAAACCAUGCAAACGAAUACACCGCAUUCUAUCAACAUACAAGGACAAUAUCGCUGAGCUCUACUUCCAAUCCGAACUAAUGCAUACCAUUAUUUAUGGAGAUGCUGCCAGUCAGCCUACUUCUAGCGCUUCCGCGAAAAUACUUUGUGGUCGAAUUGCUGAUAUGUCAGACAUAGAUCGUUACAUGUUUGUCAAGAGAUUUGCUCGAUUAUUUCACAUUCAUUAUGCGGAGUAUUUUCUUCAAAUGUUUAAUCGGGAUGAAGAAAUACAACAGGUUUUAACGUUGUAUUGUCCCACACUGCGAAAAUUUAAGCAUUCUUGUGAACCAAAUGUGGAAGUAUUAGUAUUGGAUAAUGGUGUUGUAAUCGGAAAGACGUUAAGAAAAAUCAAAAAGGGCGAACAACUGUAUGUAUCAUUCAAAGCGCAUUAUAUGCAUCAUGCUAAAGUGGAGAGAAGGCAGUUUCUUAAACGAAACAAUAUAAACUGUAAAUGUGAAUAUUGUAAAAAAGAUGAUUAUGAUGAUCCGAUUAAUUUGCGUCUUACAAUAUUUUGUGAUAGGUGUAAAGUUAUUCAAAUCACACCGAAUCAGGGUGUUUGUCCUUCGUGUAAAAAUCUAUUCAACAAUCUAUUUAAUAAAUAUCGUACGGUUGUCUAUAUCUUGGAAAAUGAAUUGAAAUUCGAGUUGAGCCCUUGUGAGUCAACAGAACGUGAUAUAUACAUAUUACAUUUAAUUUUGUUUUCAUAUGCAAAACAGUAUUUUGUUCCCCAAAAUGAAGUAAGAAUUGCUAUAGAAUUGAGAAUGGCGUACUUUUUAGCUAUACAAAAUUUUGCCAAAGAAUCAUAUAAAUUGGUCAAAGAAAUCCAAGACAAUAUUUUAACAACAUAUGACGAACAAUUAGUCUGGUUCACAUUUUACGCCGAAAUUUUAUUAAUAAUCAAAAUUAUACUGUGGAACAAUUUGGAAGACAAGCUUGUUUCGUUAUCAAAUUCAGAAUUAAACGAUUUGUGUACAUUUGGUUUACACAUUGCUAAUGGACAAAAAGAUUAUAUUGACUUUUAUGAAAUAUUUGACUCCGAAUGUUCGAGUGUAUUAGAUGAUAUUAAAGUCUUAUUAAAAUGGAAGGAGAAAAUUGCAUGUACUGAAUAUUUGCCUUUGGCAAAAUUUCUAAGUAUGCCCGAACCGCAAAUACAUUAAUAAUAAUUUUUAUAUUAAUAUUGUCAUUUGUUAAUUUUCAUUCCACUACAUUAUUUUUUUUUUAUUAAUUUACUAAAUAUAUUUACGUAUACGUAUGUAUGUUCUUAUACUCUACAAGUUAAGUAAAAUGUUUGAAAUAUUUUUACUUUGUGUAAACUGAAUAAAUAUUUAUUUUAUUUUAUGUUA